Molecule: messenger RNA, 330 nt
Organism: Protopolystoma xenopodis
Lineage: Eukaryota; Metazoa; Platyhelminthes; Monogenea; Polystomatidea; Polystomatidae
Source: the annotation of a GenBank genome assembly
AUGGAAGUGUCCCACGUAUUUGCUGACUAUCUUGGCGACUAUGAUGCUGCUCUGCGAAUUCUCGGACUGGAACGCCGCGAUUUUCAUUCGGCUCAGCUGCUCUGCCAGCAGGAAGCCUAUCGCCUACUUACUACCAGUAGGAGGCCUACCGUAGACUGCUUCCAGCAAGCACCCGCAGAUGAGCUUGCAGACAAUCUGAUCGGGCCUGGUUUUUCAAAAACUGCUGAAGCAUUCAGUGUUGUAAAGGAAAUUGCAAAGGAGUCACUGGUGGAGGAAGAGAAAGUUGCCAGCCUAUACACAAAACUGCUGAAUCUCUAUCUGGAACAGUAG